AGCAUGUUUGAGACACUCGACUCGGACGAUAUCGAGUACUUUGAGAACUUCACGGGACUAGAACUAGAUGUGUCUGCUCAAAAUGAUUCUGAAGAUGAAGAACCACCGAUGUGUAACUUCCAAGUACUUAGGGAUGGAUACAAACCCAUCCAUGGAUAUCUGGGUUUGGUUGUGUGUAUCCUGGGCACCCUGUUUAACUUGAUGAAUGUCCUGGUUCUCUCUCACAAGGAUAUGCGGGGGAAUCCAAUCAAUCUUCUUCUAACAGGAAUAGCGGUAGCUGACGUCAUGGUGAUGUUGGAAUACAUCCCCUUCGUGGUGCACAUGAACCUCCUGGAUGAGGACUCAAGACCGGUAGAAGAUAAGUACUCCUGGGGGUGGGGGGUGUUCCUCUGGUUCCAUGUCAACUUCACCAUCAUCAUACACAACGUAUCCAUCUGGCUUACCCUCUCUCUAGCUAUCUGGAGAUAUAUCAUGAUUAAGCAUCAUGUCCUGGCAGUGACCCUCUGCACUAUCCCUCGGUGUAAAAUGCUUCUUCUCAUGGGCUACAUUGUUCCGAUUAUCCUGACCAUCCCAAACUUCUUGGCGAACUCAAUACAGGAGCAGAUUCAACCCACCGAUACCGGCAGAAACGUCACCAUUUAUGUUCUCAAUUGGAGUAGCCUAGCGGAAAGUAACAACAAACUGUUCUACAGACUCAAUAUAUGGUUCUACAGCUUCUUUCUGAAGUUGGUUCCCUGCUUGGUUCUAACUAUCUUCACUGGGGUUCUCAUCAGGGCCUUGUAUCAGGUACUUAACGAGGCUGAAGAGCACUCUAAGAGAAUGAAGAACGGGAAUACUGAAAACAAGAAAUCCACCAGUACCAACACUGUACCAGACAACAAGGUCUCUAAGCGAAGGAAGCACACAAACAGAACAACAAGACUUCUCAUCGUUAUCCUCAUUCUCUUCCUUCUCACAGAGUUCCCUCAGGGUAUUCUGUUAAUGACAGCUGUGUUUGCUGAAGAAUUCUUCGUUGAUUGCUAUACACCGCUUGGUGAGAUGAUGGACAUGAUGGCUCUGUUAAACUGCUCGAUCAACUUCGUUCUCUUCUGCAUCAUGUCAGUUCAGUUCAGGACAACCUUCAGGAAGGUUAUUGGUUACCAGGAGUUCAUGGCUAAACAUUUCGGUAAUUCUAACCAGAGAGCAGAACUAGAGGAAAUUCCGCUUAAUUCUCACAAGAACUAGAGGAUAUUCCGCUUAAUUCUCACAAGAACUAGAGGAUAUUCCGCUUAAUUCUCACAAGAACUAGAGGAUAUUCCGCUUAAUUCUCACAAGAACUAUAGGAAAUUCCGCUUAAUUCUCACAAAAAUUAGAGGAAUGAAAGAAAUUCUCGACACAAAAAAUGGAGGAAUACACGAAAUUCUCAAAAAAAUUAGAGGAAUACGAGAAAUUCUCACAAGAAUUAGAGGAAUACAGAAAAUUCUCACAAGAAUUAGAGAAAUACGCGAAUGUCAGAUAAAUCCACAUAUUCUCAGAAGAAUCCAUGCAUAUUCUGAAAAGAAUCCCCUAUUUCACAGAAAUCAAUAAAUUUUCAAAAGAAACCACAAAUUCUCGAAAGAAUCCAAAAACUCUUAGUAAAAUCCACAAGUUCCCAGAAGAUGGUUCAAAUUCCCAGAAGAAUCCAUGAAUUCUCAGAAUAAUCCAAAAACUCCCAAAAGAAUCCAUAAAUUCUCAGAGAAAUCUCUAAAUUCUCAGAAGAAUCCAGAAGUUCUCAGAAGAAUCCAGAAGUUCUCAGAAAAAUCCAAUGACAGUAAAAUUAGAUGAUUUCUAAUUCUAAGAAUUCUAAGAUGUAGAUAAAUUCUCAAAAGAAUUUAAAGAUUCCUCUAAAUUCUCUAGACAAAAAACAUUCUCUAAAUUGUUUAGAACAUGAGAAAAGCCGUGUAGUUAGCUCAAAUAAAAGAAAAAAGAAAAAAAGGACUGAAAAUUUGUUUA
This is a messenger RNA of Eurytemora carolleeae, 1971 nucleotides long. Its product is annotated as sex peptide receptor. Gene Ontology annotation, molecular function: G protein-coupled peptide receptor activity. Gene Ontology annotation, cellular component: membrane. Gene Ontology annotation, biological process: G protein-coupled receptor signaling pathway. The record is from RefSeq and is a predicted model, not a curated record. Lineage: Eukaryota; Metazoa; Arthropoda; Copepoda; Calanoida; Temoridae.